Paramormyrops kingsleyae is the source of this 1659-nucleotide messenger RNA. RefSeq names its product cytochrome P450 family 11 subfamily A member 1, tandem duplicate 2 (gene cyp11a1.2). Gene Ontology annotation, biological process: cortisol metabolic process; cellular response to peptide hormone stimulus; glucocorticoid biosynthetic process. NCBI's taxonomy places the organism in Eukaryota, Metazoa, Chordata, Actinopteri, Osteoglossiformes, Mormyridae. The record is from RefSeq and is a predicted model, not a curated record. Gene Ontology annotation, molecular function: iron ion binding; monooxygenase activity; oxidoreductase activity, acting on paired donors, with incorporation or reduction of molecular oxygen. Gene Ontology annotation, cellular component: mitochondrial inner membrane.
UAGGAAGGUGGCGUGCCUGUUGCAGCUCUAUGGCCUCGCGCCAGGCGCUCACAUCUAUGAUGAACACCCACUGCAGUUGCCACAGUGACAGCACGUCCGCGUUGACCCAUGGCACAUACCCAGAUGCUGUCAGACCCUUCAGUGACAUCCCUGGGCUGUGGAACAAUCAGCUGGCCAACCUGUACACCUUCUGGAAGACAGACGGGUUCAGGAACGUGCAUCGGAUGAUGGUGCACAACUUCAACAUCUUUGGGCCCAUUUAUCGGGAGAAAAUUGGCUAUUAUGAGAGUGUGAACAUUAUCAAGCCGGAGGAUGCAGCCAUUCUGUUCAGAGCAGAAGGCCACUACCCCAAGAGACUGAAAAUGGAGCCGUGGACUGCAUACCGAGACUACAGAAACCGCAAAUAUGGAGUCCUUCUCAAGGAAGGAGAGGACUGGAAGUCCAGCCGAAUCAUUCUGAACAAAGAGGUCAUCGCCCCAAAUAUGCUUGGGAAUUUUGUGCCAUUGUUGGAUGAGGUUGGCCAAGACUUUGUGUCAAGGGUUCAUAAGAAGAUCGAGAGGAGUGGACAGGACAAGUGGACCACAGAUCUCUCCCAUGAGCUCUUCAAAUAUGCCCUAGAAUCGGUAGGAUCCGUACUUUAUGGAGAGCGGCUGGGGCUGCUGCUAGACUACAUCGACCCUGAAGCCCAGCGCUUCAUCCACUGCAUCACUCUUAUGUUCCAAAGCACAUUGCCCAUGCUGUAUAUCCCCCCUGGUCUGCUGCGGCUGCUGAGGGCUACGCCAUGGAAAGAGCAUGUGGAAGCUUGGGAUGGGAUCUUCAGCCACGCGGAUUAUUGCAUCCAGAAGACCUACCGGCGGCUGCGCCAGGAGUCCAGCAUGAAAGGAAAGUACCCUGGGGUGCUGGCCAGCCUCCUGCUGAUGGACAAACUGUCUAUUGAAGACAUUAAAGCCAGUAUCACAGAACUGAUGGCUGGGGGUGUGGACACGACUUCUAUCACUCUGUUGUGGACGUUGUACGAGUUGGCUCGGCACCCAGACCUGCAGGAGGAACUACGGGCCGAGAUAGCAGCGGCAAGGACCUCCACGCAGGGGGACAUGGUGCAGAUGCUGAAAAGGGUGCCGUUAGUCAAAGGUGCCAUCAAGGAAACACUGAGGUUACAUCCUGUGGCUGUGAGUUUACAGAGAUACAUAACAGAGGACAUAGUGAUCCAGAAUUACCACAUUCCAGCUGGGACCUUAGUGCAGCUGGGCCUGUAUGCCAUGGGUAGAGACCACCGCAUUUUCCCCUGGCCGGAGCAGUACCUACCCUCACGUUGGCUGUCCCCUGGUGGCCACUACUUCCAGGCCCUGGGCUUCGGCUUUGGACCACGCCAGUGCCUGGGCCGCAGGAUCGCAGAGGCCGAGAUGCAGAUCUUCCUCAUCCACAUGCUUGAAAACUUCCGAAUUGAGAAGCAGAGGCAAGUGGAGGUGAGAAGCAGCUUCCAGCUCAUUCUGUUGCCAGAAAAGCCCAUUUUACUGAGCAUACGGCCCCUAGCCAAGCAUAAGUAGCCUCUGCUGGGGAGUUUUGGAUUUCGUGUUUAGUUUUUAGUGUGUAACUUGAAGGCUAUUAAAUAGACAUUUAACUCAUUGAAAGAGUUAUUAAAGCUUUACACCCUCCCCA